Molecule: messenger RNA, 4217 nt
Organism: Anopheles arabiensis
Lineage: Eukaryota; Metazoa; Arthropoda; Insecta; Diptera; Culicidae
Gene: rau
Exons: 5
Coding region: 1567-3156 (529 amino acids)
Biological process (GO): positive regulation of epidermal growth factor receptor signaling pathway; positive regulation of fibroblast growth factor receptor signaling pathway; signal transduction
Source: RefSeq, a predicted model, not a curated record
GCCAUCCUCAUUCCUCUUAAGUCGAUCGAAGCGCGCUAACGUGCCCGCGUAGAGUCCGUGUAUAUGUGCGCGCGCGCGUUCAACUAAACGAACGAUUUCAACGAGCAGCGACUACAAAAACCGUUUGUUUUGCUAUUGAAACAUUCUCGAUUCUCGUGCGCGUUUGGUGUACAGUGCUGUGGAUCAUGUUUUGCUGCGGAAGUGUGCUGAAUGGAGUGCUUUAAUUGCAUGCAAAGAAAUAAGCAACACUAUCAAGUCGCACCGCAUUCGCGUUCCAUUCUGAUAGUAACGCGAUAGUGACAGUGGGUGGCGCCUCCCUCUAAGUGUGUGCAACAAUUGCACUGUAUCGUCUGUGCCGGGCGCGCGCUGCACACUUUAUCAGUUGCAGUUUAUUUUCGCUCUGACCUUCCCGGUCGACUCCCGGAGCAAUUGUGUGUCCAGUGUAAGGUUGUGCGGGGUGCAAGUUCUGCCGGUGGUUAUUGAAAACGGAAAAUAAAAGCCAACCAGUGUCCAAGAGCGAUAAGGGUGAGCGAGCAACGGUGCUGCUGAGGCUGGCCCUUCGUUUCGGUGGCUGGUGUUUGCUGAUGAUCGGCGUUGUGCUCACCGAUUCGGCGCCGGUCGCAGACCGGUCGAAAGCAAACUGACCACAAAAGGCAAGAAAACAGUGCAACAUAGUGAGUGAAAAUAAAAGUAGAAGGCACCAAAGCUCUAUAACAGUUUGUUUUGCAGAGCUGUGCUCCGAAAACAAAGAAGGCAACGAUUGUUGCGGUGACAUCGCAGCAGAGUGAACAAGUGAAGUUACAAAAACGAAUGGAAAGAAUAAAAAAAAACAUAGAAGUAAAACAAAAAGCACUGUUUGUACAGCAGAUGUUGGUGAAAAUCGGUAUCGCCCCGCUAGUGGUUGGCUAGAAAUAAUAACAUAUUUGAAAGGAGCGUCCCUUUCGGGUGAUGUGAGUGUUUGUGCAUUUGUGCAUUGUUUGUCCAAAACCAAAAUCAAAGUGAAACAUAACAAUCAAACAGCAAGGGAGAGUUGGCAAACAGUUGGUUAAAAAAAUCAUUCCUCUAAAAAGAGAAUCUAAAAAAAGCAAUUGUGUCCAAUCAACUCUAAUCUAGCGAUGUGUAGAAAGAAAGAAAUCAUAUUACAACAAUACACACACAGUAAUACAAAAGUAACCAUCCCAAAGUGAAGGUUAUCAAAACGGAUGUGCAAAAUUUCCCUAAUGUGAGUUACAGUUUGAUUGUGGUGUGAAAAGUGUACAAUAACAUCAGCAAAGUGUUCUAAAUUUGUGCUGAUAAGAGAAGCAAAAGUGCACCACAACAAAAAAAGCCCAACAUUCGCGAUUUAAGUGCGCAAAUUCAGUUCCAAAUUGAAAAGAGAACAAAUUGUUGAAAAAUUACUUUCGUCGUGCGGCCACAGCUGUGUGCUAUCAAAAAGCCGCAGUUUGUGAUCCAUCCGAAACAUCCAGCAAAGCGAAGCGUAAAGUGGCUUUGAACGAAGCCGCCAAUUAAACGGUUUCUAUCACCAGACCCGAAGGAGCAGCACCAGCAGCAACACAACACACAAAGAUGCUGAAGCACGUGCAGAUCUCGCCGAUGCGCAGCCGGGCCGACUCACUGUCCAUGCGGUCGUCGACGUCCUGUGCGUCGUCGCUGUGCGGCAGCCCGGAGCCACCCGGGGGCGAUCCGCUUCGCAGCCAUUCGCGAGCGUCCAGCUACUCCAGCCUGAACGAAACCAUUCCCCAGACGACAAUCAAAAUCUACACGGCCUGUUUGCGGCAGGACAUCGAGUACAAAACGUUGGGGAUUUCGUAUGAUGCCACCAGCAAGAGCGUCGUCCAGCAGGUUCUGCGAAGGUGCAAGAUGCGCCAUCGUGACCCGAGGCUCUUCUAUCUCACGAUGGAAGUCACCGUCCGUCGGCCGGGUGUCAAGUCCGUGCUGGAGCUCGAUGACGAGGCACGGCCAGCGCUCCUACAAGCCUGCCACCCGAAAGGUGACUCCAGGUUUUGUCUUCAGCAAAAGCCCGGCGGUCUGAUACGGGUUCACACGUCCGCGCUCCAGCCCAACUCCCAGUACAAGUCGCUGCUCAUCUCCGAGGAAACAACGUCCGACGAGCUGCUGUCGCUGCUGCUCUCCUGCUACAACUCCAUCGAGCCGGUGGAACAGUUCUCCCUCUACGAGGUCUGCCCCGGCCAGGAGUACCAGCGCAAACUGCACCCGGACGACCUGCCGCUCAAGACGCAACUCCAGCGCCAGCAGAAGGGCGAGAUUAUGCACUUUCUCGUACGGCGCAAUCCCAACUACCCCCGGCGCCGGCAACUGCUAGCCACCAUUGCCGAAUCGAAACACUUUAUCCUGAACACAUCGCUCGACUCGUCGAACGCUUCCCACCCGGCCGCUCACCACCAUCUGCAUCUUCAGCAGCAGCAACAACAACAUCACCAUCAUCACCUCCAUCAUCAUCGGUUGUCGCUUCAUUCGGGCAGCUUCUCGCUCGGACCGUCCGGUACGCCCACCAACACCUUCAUCUCGGACAUUGUCGAUGGGCUCAGCUCGCUGAAUGAUCUGCCCGCCGAGGCGAAAAGCUUGCGGCUAAAGGAGACCAGCACCUUCUGCCCGGUCUCGCUGGACGAUUCGGCCGCCUCGACCGACUCGAACGACUCGACCGAAUCAUCCUCGUCCUGCUCCUCCUUUUCCUCCCUCUCGUCCGACUCUUCCUUUGAGGAGCCGGAAAAGUCGAGCACGGCUGGCGUGAACGACACGCCCGUGCUGCCCCCACCGCCCGAGGUGAAGAGCAAAAACAGUGCCCAACAUCAGCAGCCUCCGCCGCGGCCAGCCAAAUCGUCGACCAUGCUGGCGGCACUCGCACGUCCCACCUCGCUCCUGCCCGCCUCAACGCUGGCGGCCCCCUCGUACAAUCCCGUGUACAACAUACGGGAAAUUCGCUCCAUCAGUCAGUCGUUCGCGGCGCUCGCCAUCGACAAGAAGCUGGCCGACAACAUUCGGAGCAGUGCCGGCGGGGUGAAAGCGCCCAACACUGCCGAGAGUGGUCUCACGCGGGGCAGCAGCAGCAACGGCAGCAGCAGUAACAGUGCACUGCUGAAGGAGAUCGUCAACACCGACCCGGCGAAAGGUGUCGGUAACUUUGUCUACAUUUAGGCGCUUUGGCGUGUUGGCAAUGUGGGGGGUGCAAACGAGUUAGUUUUUAUUGCCGGCGCGUGUUUGCACGAGUGGGGUUUUGUUUUGUUUUUAAAUGUUGCUAUCAUCCUAGUCUUAGCUGUAAUCGUAAACAAACGAGCAUCAUCCGCACGGAAUGGCUUCCCCGGACUCGGUUGAAUGGAAGCAUUAAAAGUGCGCCCGUUUCGUGCAAGCAAUUGUAUUGUAUCUAGAAGCUGGCACAGGGCCGGAAUCGAAACACCACUGUACAGAACUUACCACAGGUUGCGAUAGGAUAGGAAGAGAAGCUAUAGGAAGCCAAAUCAGGAGAAAAAAAAAGACAGAAAGGCGAACGCACGGUUCACGAAACAGGAGAAAGGUAAAGGGUUUUGUUGGGAAAUGCGAGAAAGGCAGAAACAAUCAAUACAACCCAGGCAGGAUGGUGAACCGGCGUGUUGUGCUGCAUGCCAAAGAGUUUUUAACACUGUAAAUGUAUAAGAAAUUAUUGUAGGACACGACAGAGCCCACGUACGUACGUUUAGUUUUACAAAUCAUAUGUGCACCAUUAGCCAAAGCCAACGAAAUCAAACGACGUGCGCACGGCACGGAACACAAAGCUGCGACCUAUGCAGAGCGCCGGCACUGGACCGGGUUUCCGUUCGCCAGCCAGCAAAACUAUAGAAAUACCAAAUGAAUGUGUCCUGCGGCGAACGAACUCACAGUUUGCCUUCUAUACGAUUUUCUAUUGUUUUUCUCCGCACACAUCCACACUGUCCCUUUAAUGCUGUCUCAUGGAAAGUGCAUGAAAUUAUUGUUUAUUUUUUAAUAUACCCACUUGGUCAAAAGAUCCCACUAUGUAUGGAGCUGUAUUCGAGGAAUUGUAUUUGUUACAUCUAGAACAUUUAAAAAAAAACACUCUAUCGCUUAUCUCGUUCGAAUGUAUUUUAUAAACACUUUGUCUCUAUCUUUCCCUAUGCAAUGGAAGUGUCUAUCAGAUGUAUUUUAUUAACUCGUAAGUAAGUUAUCAAACCUCAAAUAUAAAGUAAAGAUAUUAUGAAAAUGAA